AUGGGUCACUUGGUGUCGGGUCACAGACCGCCGAUCUUCGCGGGUGAAGAAGACCCGGUGGUUUUGGAAGAAUGGAUGAGAGUGUUCGUUAAGAUUUUCGCAGUUGUGGGUUGUCCUGGGGAGAGAAGGGUAGAACUGGCAACGUUCUACUUUUGUCAUGAGGCUGAUCAGUGGUGGAUUCAUGAGGGUCCGGCCUACCUUGAAGAACCUGAGUUCGAUUGGUCCGCGCUUAAGGAUAUGAUGCGCGAGAGUUUUUGGAGUUGGCGCGUUUUCGCUCGGAUGCUCGUGCCUACGGAGCUCGCUAAGGUCGAGAGAUUCGUUGCCGGCUUGCAUUAUGAGGCACAAAAAGCUUUGACUGUGAGCAAGCUGAGUUCUCUUAAGGAUGCUUAUGUGAGUGCAGCGGAUCUGUACCGUGUUCAGCAGCUUCAGCGAGGAUCUUAUGAGCUAGCAAGGAAGAGGACCGAGAGCGGAGGUUCUUCCACCUUCAAGAAGCCCCGACCGAGAUUUCAAGCUAAGAAUGUGUCAUCUUCAACCCAAGGACCUAACCGGAUGGAGCAAGGACAUCAAGCCAAGACAUCUCCUUGUCAUCGAUGUGGGAUGGUGUAUGCCGGUCAAAGUUGCAAUAGCUUCGUGUUACGAUGCUUUCGUUGCGGAGAUCGUGGUCACAAGGUCGGAUUUUCCCCAUCAAGCCAAUCAGAGGGCGUUGCCACCACCCCCAGGAGCCGGAGGAGCAGCGGGAAGUAG
Messenger RNA from Ipomoea nil (Japanese morning glory), 744 nucleotides. RefSeq lists its product as uncharacterized. The record is from RefSeq and is a predicted model, not a curated record. NCBI's taxonomy places the organism in Eukaryota, Viridiplantae, Streptophyta, Magnoliopsida, Solanales, Convolvulaceae. The transcript has 2 exons. The coding region runs from base 1 to 744 and encodes 247 amino acids.